This is a messenger RNA of Knipowitschia caucasica, 366 nucleotides long. Lineage: Eukaryota; Metazoa; Chordata; Actinopteri; Gobiiformes; Gobiidae. The record is from the annotation of a GenBank genome assembly.
AUGGAGAUGGAGGACUGUGGGGGAGAGUGGGGGACUGUGGGGGACUGUGGGGGACUGUGGGGGAGAGUGGGGGAUUGUGGGGGACUGUGGGGGACUGUGGGGGACUGUGGGGGAGAGUGGGGGACUGUGGGGGACAGUGGGGGACUGUGGGGGAGAGUGGGGGACUGUGGGGGAGAGUGGGGGACAGUGGGGGAGAGUGGGGGACUGUGGGAGAGAGUGGGGGACAGUGGGAGAGAGUGGGGGACAGUGGGGGAGAGUGGGGGACUGUGGGGGAGAGUGGGGGACAGUGGGAGAGAGUGGGGGACAGUGGGGGAGAGUGGGGGACUGUGGGGGACUGUGGGGGAGAGUGGGGGAGAGUGUGGGUGA